AUGUCCGACUCCCCUCCGUCUCCUCCAAAGGAUGUCGACCAUGGUGCACAGUCACCCGACGAGGAGCAAAUGAACGAGAACCAGGACCCACAGUCGGCCGGCCUGGCGAGCUACGAGUUCGACGGUGUUAAAGAGCAGGAUCGGUGGCUUCCCAUAGCCAAUGUCGCUCGUAUCAUGAAGAAUGCGCUGCCAGACAACGCCAAGAUCGCAAAGGAGGCCAAAGAGUGCAUGCAGGAGUGCGUGAGCGAGUUCAUAUCCUUCAUCACGAGCGAGGCGUCGGAGAAGUGUCAGCAGGAGAAGAGGAAGACGGUCAACGGUGAGGAUAUCCUCUUCGCCAUGACCUCCCUCGGGUUCGAAAACUACGCCGAAGCCCUCAAGGUGUACCUCUCCAAGUAUCGCGAGCAGCAACAGAAUCAGACCAAUCGAGAGCGCGUCAUGGAGAAUUCCUGGGGCGGCUCCAUGGUAGCGGGCGAAAAGGUCGAAGCGGCCCCUGCAGCCGGAGAGUACGCCGGUGCGGAAGCGGCCGGAAGCGCCGACGGGGGUGCGGAUCCCAACUACAUGUAUGCCUCCCACCCAGCCCACAACGGUGCUGGUGCGGCCGACGGCUACUAG
This is a messenger RNA of Drechmeria coniospora, 612 nucleotides long. Its product is annotated as CCAAT-binding protein complex subunit HAP3. Gene Ontology annotation, cellular component: CCAAT-binding factor complex; nucleus. The record is from RefSeq and is a predicted model, not a curated record. Bases 1 to 612 code for a protein of 203 amino acids. Gene Ontology annotation, molecular function: RNA polymerase II cis-regulatory region sequence-specific DNA binding; DNA-binding transcription activator activity, RNA polymerase II-specific; protein heterodimerization activity. Lineage: Eukaryota; Fungi; Ascomycota; Sordariomycetes; Hypocreales; Ophiocordycipitaceae. The transcript is spliced from 4 exons. Gene Ontology annotation, biological process: regulation of transcription by RNA polymerase II.